GGUUCUUCCUGCCAACCAAUGGCAGGCGUGGACCCCCUCACGUGGUAGUUGUGCCCCGCCCCUCGCCUGAGGCCUGCCGACGACGCUCCAUGGAGCCCGCUGAGGUCGAGUUUUUGGCCGAGCAGGAGCCGGUGACCAUCAUCCCCAACUUCAGCCUGGACCGGAUUUACCUCAUAGGGGGAGACUUGGGCCCCUUUAAUCCUGGGCUGCCUGUGGAAGUACCUCUUUGGCUGGCUAUCAACCUAAAGCAGAGACAGAAGUGUCGACUGAUACCCCCAGAAUGGAUGGAUGUGGAAAAACUGGAGCAAAUCCGGGAUCAGGAGCGCAAAGAAGACACUUUCACCCCAAUGCCUAGCCCUUACUAUAUGGAAUUAACCAAGCUGCUGCUGAACUAUGCUGCAGAUAAUAUUCCAAAGGCAGAUGAGAUACGGACGUUGGUUAAGGAUACCUGGGACACUCGAAUAGCUAAACUUCGGUUGUCUGCAGAUAGUUUUGUUAGACAACAGGAAGCUCAUGCCAAGCUGGAUAACCUGACUCUGAUGGAGAUCAACACCACUGGGGCGUUCCUUACCCAAGCCUUAGAUCACAUGCACAAGCUACGUACAAAUCUCCAGCCUGGGGAGAGUGCCCAGUCCCAGGACUUCUGACACCCUCCCUGGAGUGAGACCUGGUGCUUCGCUGCUCAGCUGUUUCCCCCCCUGAGUCUGAAGCAAUCGUGUCAUGAUAUUGUCCUUCAGUACUCCCACGAGGGUAUAUCAAAACCAAAGACUGUCGUGGUAGAUUUCAGUGGAACGUCAUUCUUGAUGGCGUCUGCUUGUGUAUAACUGAUGUGUGCAUUUCCGGGAAAAUAAUGGAGUGCCCAGGCUGCAGUCCCAUGGCUGAUGCAGUCUGCCAGUGAUCUAGAGGCAGUGUCUCCUCGGCAGUAGUGGUGCGUAUGGCCUCUUGCUGUAGCAGACAUCCUCAGCAAAUUGGAUGCUCUCGCCCAGCAGUGCUCCCAGCCCCUGUGUAUCUGUCAUUCCAAGAUGAAGUGUCUGCAGCUCUCUGCUGCUGCUGCUGUCUUGCUUCAUUGCUGGAUUGUUUUACUACCGGUCUAAAACUAGAUGAAGAAAACAAAUCAGUCCCUUCUUCUAAGGAUCCAAUUCCUCAGUGGGCCCUUAUCUUCUGAUGCUUCUGGGAGAGAUGACAGAGUGAGGCUAUUUUAAACACCUGGCUGCACAGCUCCCCUGUGGGCCUGUCUGGGGAGUGAUAUGCAACUGCUAACCCAUCUCUCCAGCAGGGCACCGUGCUUCUACUGUGAUAUCACUUACUGCAGUCUAUUUGUCAACUGUCCUCGGAGAUAAAGGACUGUCUGUGGUUGCCUUGACAGCGGCCAUUGAGGUGCACUCUCUGUGUGCGUGUCUGUCUGUCUGCUGAGAGGAAGAACAUGCACUCUGGGAGAAAAUUGAGCCACAAAAACAAGGUACCUCCCUUGGUCUGCUCUUGACUUCUUCCCAAAGCCAGCUUCUUACUACAGCUAGAAUUUGUCUCCGUUUUAAUCACACGGGGAGCAUUGGUGGCUGACUCUCCUGCCAUCAAUGCUGCUAGUUGUGUGGUUUGUUGCAUUCUGUAGAAGACAUUUCUGAGCAGUUGGGGAGGAAUAAGAAAGAGGCACUUCUGGGGUGCACUGACAUUGAGACAGACCCCUAACUAGACGGCAGUAUGAAAGGCCCCUUGCUUGAUCUGGAACACCCUGACCUCUGCUGGCUGCUAGGGGAUUUUUCUGCUGAUCAGGGAAGAAGCCCCAAACAGAGUUUAGUAGUUCGUGAUUGUGCUCUUGUAUAUUUAACUGAAAUGUGUUGCUCGGGGUUGGUAUAUAAAGCCCCAAUGCAAGUUCAACCUGUUGCCUCGUUUAUUGACCCUCAUGGCUUUUUCUGUCAGCUCAGCCUGCCCCCCGCCCCAGGAAUUGCAUUCUCUGUUAAAAGUAGAUUUUCUGUCUUGUAUUGUGACAUUAUUCAGAAUGCAGCUAGAUAUUGCUUAUACUUCUUCUGCCAAGAGCAUGCUUGAGCCUGUUUUUAUUGUUCUAAAAAAUGGUUCAUAGUAAUCUUACGUUGUUUGAGGAAUCAAAACCUUGCCUAUAAACUCGAGGUAAUCAUUAUGCUUGUUCCCACAUGCACAUGCUUUCUGACAGUUUGUCCCUCUAAAUCUCUACCACUUUCAUGUGUUUGUAUUGCCUAAAACUGACUUGUGAGCCCCAUGUGACUCUGCUAGUUUUUUUGGAAUUCAUAUCAUGUUUUAGUGUGGCCUAAGCUUGUCUUGGUGCAGUGGUAGUAAAUAGUGACCUAUCUUAAUGGUGUAGUUAUGAGGAUGGCUGUAAAGUAUUUUCAUAUUGAAUGCUACGUAGAUUCCUCAUUAGGUUGAUUGAGCUGCGGGUUUGAUCUGUGCCUUACAACGAACCUUGAAAAGCAGGGUUAGUGUUUCAGUUUUGAAUUUAUACCAGGUCAGUGUAGCUUUUCCCCCACCACUGGGGUUGGGAAAAUAAUCCUUUGUCAUGAUUUAGGAACAUUUUAUUUUUUUGGAUGUUUGUCAGAAAUUACAGCAAUAUAUUCAUAAAUACCUAAUUACUACAUUCAACAAAUAUAUUACAUUACAUUUAAUUCAAACAAGUACACUUAGAACAGGUUUAAUUUGUCUCACAGCAUCUAAACUGCCCCAGCAGGCCUGGGCUUUGUCCUCUGGCUCUCCCCCGCCCCCUGCUCUUUGCUUAGUUCCUGGAGAGAUUCUGCACACCUUACAACAGUCAGUCAGCAGGGCCCUGGGGGCAGUGGGCAGCAAAUAGGGGAGUUGAAGCCGGGGAGGAGGGAGGAGCGGACUCCUGCCACUAUGGGCAGAAGAAAAAGGGAAGAGGGCAUUUCAAAAGAGGAGUUGGUCCAAGGGAGGCGGAUGUGGUUUCAUACCAGCAGCCCCUCCUUGUAUCCUAGGACAGAAAGGAGUAUUGCAAACAGCUUGGACUUGCUUGGAAUGGGGAACUACGCCUGAUGUGACAGCGGGACUUGAAUCCAAAGAAGUUGGACUAAGUGCACAUUCAUUCUUCACAUACAUAAAGAAAUCGACCCAAUUGGCUCGCGUGUGUCCUUAAACAGCACAGUGCUGGGCUUUCAAAAGCUGAACCAAUGUAGUGCUAAUGCCAGAGUCUAGCCCACAUUUUGCUCAAUUAAAAAUAAUUAUAUAUAGUGCAAUUCUGUGUUAGAAGAAUGAGCGUGAUGACCUCUCUCUUCUGAGGCCUGCCCACCCCACCAUUGGCAAUACUAGGAAACAAAAGCUGUGAUCUAUGCAGACCUGAAAGAAACACUGCUACUGUAAUGGACUGAUAAUCAACAUUUUGAAAAUAUUGGCCAGAUUUGGUGGUUACGGAGGGCAAUCUCAAUCGCUACUUGACUACUUUUAAACUAUUUUGUCAGGAGUAAUUUAGAGCCGUUGAUGUUCAUCCCGUCUUUGUCUUCCUAACACCACUUUAAGAUGUUUACAUUGCUUUUAUUUGAUAUGCUAGUUUGUUGCCUGUCAAAUAACUGAAAUCAGAAUAGCCAGAAUCAGCAAACUCCAUCCUGACUCUUGCUGUGGUCCUUCUCGGAUGCUUUUCAGCUAAGCCGAGGGAAGAAAGGGGUAAACAAGUUGUUAAGGGUUUUUCUCCCUUUUUGGUAAAGCCCAUUUGUGGAAUGGUAUCUGUGAUAAGCAGGCAGAAUUGUUUCUCAGGGAGGGCUAGCGUGUGGUAGUGCCCUAAAUAUUCAGAAUUUGGGUGGUGAGGUGGGGAGAAGCAGGAAAGAGAUUCCUACUCUUUUCUCUCACGCUCCAUUAGAGCCGAUUGUCUCAGUACAUCAGGGAAGGGUGUUCAGAAUACCACUGUAGAAGCUGACAGAAUUCUAUAUUUAAAGGAUUGCUUGCUCAAGGGGGCAGGGAGAGAGACCCUAAAAUCUCUACUUGCUGUCUCUGUGAACAAAACCUUUUCUAACAGACCCAUGAAUCUGCUCUUCCAUCUUCCUUCCUUGUAAGAUAAACUCUUUGGGGAGGGUGGUCAGGGCUUUGGUAUUAAGAGUUACAUGGAGAAGAGAAUUAUGGCAGGGGCAGGUUUGUCAUACAGGAUGAGAAAGCUGCACAGUCUGCAAUUACUUCUAAGCAAUUAAAAAAAAAAAAGGUUAAAGCAGCAGCCAUUCUUUGUGUUUGCUUCCUCCUGCUCCUCUCCCUCUGAGAAUGCACCAACUUGUUUGUCAUUGUCAGUGUUCAGGAGGGAAAUAUGUAAUAGCAACAGCAGACUGAAAGCACUGCACAUCCGCUACUAAAAUUGUAACAAAGGUGAAAAAUGCAGUGACUAUAAAAAAUAUUAAAGCUCAGGGUGGUUCUUCCAUUCGGAAUACUGUUCAUUUGCUACAUCUUGUUUGUCUGCAAGAGUAAGUUGGUAAGGGCAUGAAUAGUAAGGGCAAAGGGGAAACCCAUUUUAAACUUCUAUAGUAAAGGCUGAUUUUUCACUACUUGAUCCCUUCAUUAAUUGAGAAAAGUGCAGGCAUGUAGGAUGUGGUGCCUAUUCUUUUAAAAUACUUGCUCUAGUGGUACUUUAAAGAGUGUACUUUAAAGGGACAACUUUCGAAAGAUUUGUGCAGCCAUAUUUAAGAACAAGUAGCCCAAACAGUUUUGGUUUGCAGACCAAAUAUCAGUUGUCAAUUGGAAUGUUUCUAGUCUUGCCUCCAAUUAAAAAACUUAUUGUGGUGCUGCCAAUAGUGGUAACUUGUGAAUUAAAGGGAAGGGGGAAGCGAAACUACUUGCUGGGACAGGGGUGGGCUAACUUGGCCCUCCGGCUGUUGCUGAACUAAAACUCCCAUCACUCCCAGCCACAUUAAAUGGUGGCUGAGAAUGAUGAUGGCAGUGGUAGUUCCACAACAGCCAAAGGGCCAAGUUUGCCCACCUCUGUGCUAGGAGGUAGUGUUGGAAAAAUCCACUCCACUCAAUUUAGAACCCAAAUCAACUCUGGAUAACCAGUUGCUUCUCUCUCUAAUUUUGGCAGUAGAUGAGUGAGCUGGAGCGAUCAAAGAGUCACGCUGCCUUUUGAGGGCAUUCAACAUCAGCUACUUGACUCAAGUGGGGGAAGUUGUUACAGGGAUAAGUUCAGUGCUGAGGUGCUUGUCGCACAGGGGGUCAGUUCUAGCAUGCGUGAUCCCACAUAGCAGGGGUGCACGUGUGAAUAUUGUGGCCAUGGCCAGCUGUAUGUCGCAUAUCCUUGGCCCUGUGGGUGCAGUCUGCCCCACAUUUACAGCUUCAUUCACACAUGUGCCUUUGCAGCAUGGGAUCAUAUGACGCAGAGGUAGCUCCUGUGUUGCUGGGUGUAUGCAUGCACACAUGAGAAGCAGGCUGAAGAUAGACAGCUUUAGGCACAAAUUGCAAGAUCUCCCCCCCCCCCCAGCUCUUUGCUGUUUCAUUUUUUUGGAAGCCUCACAAAAGUGAUACCCCAAGUGAUGUGACUUUAAGUGGUGUUGGUAUAACGAGGACAGACCAAGUAUUCAUCAAAGAAGGUAAAAUCUGUUUGUCCUGCCCCUAAAAUCUUGGUCUCCUCAGACUGAGAUCUUCCCAGUAGCAGCUGAUCACGAGAAAUUCAGUAUUCCAAGUGCUUGCAGAAAAAAAAGUAGGCUGAGAGGAAGAGAGAAUUCUGGCCUUCUGGCAAGGGAAUCUAGUGUACCAGUAACUGGUGCUACACAUAGCAAAAUACCUAAGAGUUGAUAGCACGUGCCCCAGUGGAAAGCUUUUUCUUUAAAAUUAUUUUUAAAAAACACUUAAUAUUUUUCAUGUCCUGACCAGCAGCAGUACAAAAAAGCUAAAAGCAAGCUACCUCUUUGCAAAAAAGAAAAAGAAAAAAAAGCAGAAACAUAUUGAAAAUGGCAAGCUUUUUAUAACAAUAAUUAAAGUAAUAAAACAUACAAAACAUUUUUAAAUAUAUACACAGUACAAGGCUGAAGCACCUUUUUAAAAAACUCUUUAAUUGCAAAAUCUUUGUAUGAAAAUUCUACCCACUGGGGUACAUAAUUUGUGUAUGUUGUAUGUAUAUCACUGUUCUGUACAUCCUCCCCUCCCCAGUAAUAAAAAGGUACCUUCCAUUUA
Hemicordylus capensis (graceful crag lizard) is the source of this 6120-nucleotide messenger RNA. It is a transcript of the gene GINS2, whose product is annotated as GINS complex subunit 2. The transcript has 5 exons. Gene Ontology annotation, biological process: DNA replication; double-strand break repair via break-induced replication. The record is from RefSeq and is a predicted model, not a curated record. Gene Ontology annotation, cellular component: GINS complex; nucleus. Lineage: Eukaryota; Metazoa; Chordata; Lepidosauria; Squamata; Cordylidae. Bases 90 to 647 code for a protein of 185 amino acids.